UGAGCGAGGUGGGUGAUGGGAUGGAUGAAGCCGAGCAGGACCAGUAUGAAGCCCGUCUCAAGGAGCUCUUUGACAGCUUUGACAGCACAGGUACUGGAUCCCUUGGGCAGGAGGAGCUGACCGAUCUGUGUCACGUGUUACAUCUGGAGGAAGUGGCUCCUGGAGCGCUGCAACAGACGCUUCUGCAAGGCAACCUUCUUGGCAGGGUCCACUUUGACCAGUUUAAAGAAGCGCUGAUCCUUAUCUUAUCCCGAACCUUAUCGAACGAGGAUGACUUCCAAGAACCAGAUUCUUCACCUGAAGCCCAGCCCAAAUACAUCAAAGGUGGGAAACGCUAUGGCAGGCGGUCUCUGCCGGAGUUUCAGGAAUCCGUGGAAGAGUUUGCCGAGGUGACUGUGAUUGAGCCUCUCAAUGAGGCAGCCCGGAGUUCACACAUCGCUUCCAAUGACUGCGAUGAGCACUGGAAGACUCAGGACAGCGAGGAAUAUGAAGCAGAAGGCCAGUUGAGAUUUUGGAAUCCGGAUGACUUGAAUGCAUCACAAACUGCGUCGUCCCCUCCCCAGGACUGGAUAGAAGAGAAGCUGCAGGAGGUUUGUGAGAAUCUAGGGAUCACCAGAGAUGGCCACUUGAACAAGAAAAAGCUGAUCUCCGUUUGUGAGCAGUACGGGCUGCAGACUGUGGAUGGCGAGGUGCUUGAAGAGGUGUUCCAUAAUCUUGAACAAGAUGGCACAAUGAGCAUAGAGGACUUUUUCUAUGGCUUAUUUAAAAAUGGAAAAUCUCUUACGCCAUCAGCUUCUACCCCAUACAGACAACUCAAACGGCACCUCUCCAUGCAGUCCUUUGAUGAAAGUGGGAGACGCACCACUGCCCUGUCCACGAUGACUAGCACAAUUGGGUUCAGAGUCUUCUCCAGCCUCGACGACGGGCAGGGCUGUGCCUCUGUGGAGCGAGUACUUGACACGUGGCAUGAAGAGGGAAUCGAGAACGGCCAUGAAAUCCUCACGGCCUUGGAUUUUAGCCUGGAUGGGAAGGUCAAUCUGAUGGACCUGACUGGAGCGUUAGAAAAUGAGCUCCUCCUGAUAACCAAGAAUGGAACCCAUCAGGCCGCCUUGGCCAGCUUCAAAAUGGAGAUCAGACAUUUACUGGAGCGAGUUGACCAAGUGGUGAGAGAAAAAGAGAAGCUGCGCUCAGAUUUGGAAAAAGCUGAAAAACUGAAAUCUCUCAUGGCCUCGGAAGUUGACGACCACCAUGCUACCAUAGAGCGUCGGAAUGAAUACAACCUCAGGAAGCUGGAUGAGGAGUACAAAGAACGCAUUGCAGCUUUAAAGAACGAACUCCGGCAGGAGCGAGAGCAGAUCCUGCAGCAGGCUGGCAAACAGCGAUUGGAGCUGGAGCGGGAGAUUGAGAAGGUGAAAAUGGAAGAGAACUACGUCCGCGACCGGCUCACCCUUUCCCUAAAGGAAAACAGCCGUUUAGAGAGCGAGCUGUCGGAGACUGGACAGAAACUGGCAGAGUACGAGAGCCUGACGAGCAAACUGCAAAGGAACUUGGAAAAUGUCUUGGCCGAGAAGUUCGGCCACCUUGAUCCCAGCAGUGCUGAGUUUUUCCUGCAGGAGGAGAGAUUGGUACAAAUGAAAAAUGAGUAUGAACAGCAGUGCAGGGAGCUGCAAGACCAGAUCGAUGAACUCCAGUCUGAGCUGGAAGAGUAUCAUACUCAAGGCAGAAUAUUUAGGCCUUCUCUGGAAAGCUCGCUGCAUGAGGAGUUUGACAUUAAAAAUGGGGGAAGCGGUGGUGUGGAGCCUGACCAAGGUCUUGGUUCUGAGGAUUGCAAUCCGCUAAAUAUGAGCAUAGAAGCAGAAAUGGUCAUUGAACGAAUGAAGGAACAACACCACAAGGAGCUACAGCAUCUGAAACAGGAGCUCAAAGACACAAUGAGCCAUUAUGAAAAACUAGUCGAGACCAAGGCCCAUUGUGAAAAGGAGCAAGAAAAUGUGGCGAAGAAAUAUAAUGAAGAGAGGCAAACCAUGGAAAAGCAAAUAAGUGCCCUUAAAAACCAAAUUGAAGCACUCCAGGGAGAGACCGCGAUGCUCAAAGAGGAACGAGAAAGGAUUGACUGCAAACAUAAUGAGGAGAGAAAUGACUUACAGAUGAGCUUUGAUAAGGAAAAGGCUAAUCUCCAAGAACUGCUGAAGCUAGGACAUGAGGAAGAGCUCCGGGUUAGGCUGGAGCAGGUACAAGAGAGCUUUAACCGAGAGCGGGAGGAGCUGGUUCAGAAUGGUAUUUGGAUGGAAGAAAAGAUGAGAGCUCUGGUGCAGACCCUGCAAGAAGAAAAGGGGGAGGUAGAACGUGGUUUCCAUGAGCAGCUGAAAAGCCUGACAGAAAAGCAUGCUGUUGAGAGGGAAGAGCUACAACACAAAUUGCUGGAAAAACACCAACAGGAACUCCAAGAAGAAAGGGAAAAAAUGGAAACUGAGUAUAACAGAAGAACAUCUCAAACAGAAACUCAGUUUUCUGUCAACAGACAAACAAUUGUGAACAAGUAUGAAGAAGCACUACGAAAUCUUGAAGAACGCUACCAACGAGAACUGCAAGAACUCGCCGAACAACAGCGUGAGGAGAAAUCUCAGUGGGAAUUUGAAAAGGAUGAAAUCAUCCAGGAAUGUGCUGAAGCCCAAGAGCAACUGAAGGAAACGCUGGAGAGCAAAAAGGCCGUUUCUUUUGUCCUAACACAGGAGAAAGAACUCCUGGAGAAGAAUUUAAAGGAACAUGUGAACAAGCUAAUGUGUGAAAAGGAACAGCUCCAGAAAGAGCUGCAGGACCUGAGAAAUGCUGCUGAAAAACAAGAGGAUGAGUUGCAUAAUAAAAUACUGCAGCAACAAAAUGAUCAUGAAAGAGAGCUAAAAGACAGAGAAGAACAAAUGUCUGUGGUAGAGGAAAAAAGGAAGCUGGUUAGCCAAAGGCUUGAAGUGCUUGAGACUGCAUAUGAAGAAGAGAAAUACAAACUGAAUUCCAAACUUCUUGCUUUAGAGGGUUUAAACAAAGAGACCCAUGAGAGAGCAGAAAAAGAGAAUGCACAGAUGACUUUGGAAAUCGUAAAGCUUCAAGAAAAAAUAAAGAAGUUGCAGCAGGAAACACUUGACUUUUCCAAACUGCAGAAUGAUUACAAUGCCUUGGCAGAUGAAUAUGCAGAAGUGAAGAGCAAGGUUUCAGCACUCUCUGGCAUGCAGCAAUUGGAAGAGAAUGGAGAGGUUCUUAUAAACCUACAGAAGGUUCAUGAGCAGGCUGUGAAGGAAAAUGUGAAAAUGGCUUCUGAGAUUGUCAGGUUACAGCAGAGGUUACAGAGGCUGGAGCAAGAGCCAAGGAAACUUUCCAGUUUUGACCAAUCAAAUUCUGAGAUGGAAGAAUCUCAGGUGCAAGACAGGAUAGAGCAAAAUGAGGGUAAUGUUCUCAAAAAUCUGCAAGAUGGUUGUAAAGAGACAGAUCAUGGAGCAAACUUGCUUGUUCUUUCAUUGUUGGAGGCUAAAACUAAGGAGCUUGAAGAAAUGGUUGAGGCUUAUUCCAGUCUAGAGAAGAUGUAUGAAGACACUAAGGUAGAGAACCAUGCCCUGAAAAUACAGAUUGGUCAGCUUCUGGAAAAUAUAAUGGUAUUGGAAGCAGAAUAUAAUGAAGCUAAUGACAAGAAGCAAGAUCAGGCUUCCGAAGUGUCUGUGCUGGAAAUGAAACAGACCGAGCUUGAGAAAAUCUUUGAGGCGGUUCCCAAGUUGAAGAUGUUCUAUGAAGACGUUAAAAGAGAGAAUGGAUGUUUUUGGGAAGAUAGCAAGGUGGCAAAAAUAACAUCUGAUCAUGCUACAGACCAUAAAGAGCUUUGUUAUGAAGUUUCUAGGCUACAGACUGAACUAAAGAAGGCUGAGGAAAUAACUGAAGCUUCUCUUCAACUUGAGAAGAUCUGUGGAGCAACUAAAGAGAAUGGAGAGCUGAACAAUCUAGUACUUCACCUUUGGAAAAAGAUUGAAGAGCUAGAAGAAAGAUUAAGGGCACAAUCUACACUUCUAUUACAGGAAGAAAUCCAGCUAGAAAACAAGGGCCUGAAAUCUGAAAUGAUAAAGUUGUUUGAACAAAAUAAAAAACUUGAAGAGGAUGUAUCAAGACUUACAAGCCUGCAGCACAGGUUAGAAGAAAGUAAUCAAGAAAGUGUCAAACUCAGGCAAGAAAAAACACAGCUCCUGGAAGAAGUUAAGGAACUGGAAAAUGCCCGUGAGCAAUACGAACAGGAAAAGAGAGAGCUGCACAGUGAGAACUUAAGACUGCAGUGCAGACUUGGAAACCUGGAAGAACAUACUUUGACGUUUAAAGUCCUGCAAGACAAACAUGACCAAUGUGCGACCACGAUAAAAGACCUGGCAACGGAGAAAAGAGCGCUACAAGAGCUGAGCAGGAAGCUGAAAGAGAAAGUUACAUCUCUGGUUAAGCAAAAAGACACGCAUUCUCAAGAAGAAAAAGAGUUGAAUUCAACGAUACAUGAUUUGCAAAGCACAUGUAGUGAGCUGCAGCAAAAAGUUGAACUCCUGAGAUGUGAGGCUGAGAAGCUCAGAGAAGAAAAUGCUAUUCUGAAGAAUGACAUAACCCUGUUAAAUGAGGAAGGUAGUGUUUCUAACCUGAAACUAAGGGAGCUAAAUGGAUCUCGAGAAGAAAUGUGGCAAAAAAUGGAGGCUAUAAGAAAGGAGAAAGUGGCCGUGCAGAAAGUGGCGGACAACUUGAGAAAACAGGUAUCAGAUUUGAAAGCCAGGAACCAGCAGCUCGACUUUGAAAAUGCAGAACUUAGUCAAAAGAAUUCAAAAAACCAAGCAGACGUGCAGGAUCUUAAUCAACGGCUGGCAAGAAUCCUCAGGCAAAAAGAAAAGGAAGUGGGGAAGUGUACAUUGGAAGAAUCGGAAAGGGAGAGAUCCAAGCUGAAAGAGGAACUGGAAAACUGUCAAGUUAAGUCAUCAACUCUGGUGUCUUCUUUGGAGACUGAGCUGUCUAAAAUCAAGGUUCAAAAUCGUUUACUGGAGCAGGAAAAUCACCUCCUCAGACAGGAACUGGAGAAGACCAAACAGCUGCCCAGAUGUCCUGAUCUCUCUGACUUCCAGAAUGAAAUUUCUAGUGUAAUAACUAAAAAUGAAAAGCUGCUGAAAGAAAAAGAAGCCCUCAGUGAGGAACUAAACAGAUGUGUUGAUAAGGUAGCUAAAGUGAACUUCUUAGAGAAUGUUAUUGCCAGCUUGAAGCAGGAGCAAAAGUCCUGGGAACAACAAAGUCAGACACUGAAAACGCAGCUCACAGUCUCCCAAGAAAAGGUUCAGAGUCUAGAUGAAGCGCUACAAAAUAUCAACCUUCAAAUGUCACGGCUAAAAUCAGACCUACGGGUGACCCAGCAGGAGAAGGAGGCUCUUAAACAGGAAGUGAUGUCACUACACAAGCAACUGCAAAAUGCCAAUGACAAGAAUCGGGUUCUAGAACUGGCUGUGCAUUCCUCAGGGCUGCAGAACCAGCAGAAGAAGCUGCACUGGGAUGAACUCGAGCAGCUGAUUAAACAGGAGCAGCAGCUGCUGAGGCAAGAGAAUGAGAGACUCCAGAGAGAGGUCCAGAACACUAGAACAGAUCUAACUCAUUCCAGGGAGAAGAUCCGGCAGUUGGAAUCUGCGAUCCUUUCCAUGAAGCACCAAAAACAUCAAAGCCAGUCUGGUAUUGUGAAAGCCAUAGAGCAAGAGAAAUUAAGCUUGAAGAGGGAGUGUGAACAGCUUCAGAAGGAAUUGUCUUCUGCUCACAGGAGGAUCAGUCAGAUGAAUUCACUUGAGCAUGAAUUGGAAACCAUCAAUUUGGAAAAUGAAGGGCUAAGAAAAAAGCAAGUCAAACUGGAUGAACAACUAAUGGAGAUGCUACACUCGAGCUCCAAUGUGAUGCUUAGCCAAUCCCAGCAUUCUCGGGAGCUGCAGCAGCUCCAGCAGCAAGGCUGUACUAUGGUGCCCAAGGAGCAGUUCCUGCAACUCCAACAUCAGCUACAGCAGGCAGAGAGGAGGAGUCAACGACUGCAGGAGGAACUUGAAAAUAGACCGUCUGAAACAAACAUGCCACAGGGGGGCCAUGCUCAGCUUCUAAAGAUGAUGGAAGAACGUAUGAUGGAUGUUGAGCAGAAAUUGAAGCUUGUGAAGAGGCUUCUCCAAGAUAAAGUGAACCAACUGAAAGAACAACUCUCCAAGAAUACUAAAGCAGAUGCAAUGGUUAAGGAUCUCUAUGUUGAAAACGCACAAUUGCUGAAAGCUCUGGAGAUGACAGAACAGCGACAGAAAACUGCUGAGAAGAAAAACUACUUCUUAGAAGAAAAGAUUGCCAACCUCAGUAAAAUAGUAAAGAACCUGGCAUCACCAUCUUUGAAUUCUACUCCUCAAUUAAGGUCAUAGCAAAGCCAUACAUAUAUUCAAAAGCUCUCUUGCACUUUACUGAAAUGUUAAGAUUUCAACUUCUCACUGUGCUGCCUUUUUGUAUUCUAGAUGUUGGUUAACAGAGGUCCCAAAGUAGAUAGUUUAAAGUUAAAACCUAAACUGGUAGCUGCCAACAAACUUCUGGUUGCGUUCCUAAGCCACUUUCCUGCCCAGUUUUGUCAAAAACUACCCUAUUCAGGAUUGUAGAAAAGAUUUGGAUCUGUGAUUCUAUGUAACUUAACUUAUUUUAACUGCUUUAUUUUUAAAUAUAUACUCUGGUUUUAUUGUAGUGAAUUAAUUUGGUAACUCAUGUCUACAUUGAAACCUAGGUCUAAGGGGAACCUUUGCAAAUUAGGUCUCAGUUAGGCUUAGAAUGUUUUAAAAGUUUAUGUAUAAUACACCUCUACCCCGAUAUAAUGCUGUCCUCGGGAGCCAAAAAAUCUUACCGUGUUAUAGGUGAAACCGCGUUAUAUCGAACGUGCUUUGAUCCGCCAGAGCGCGCAGCCCCGCCCCCCUGGAGCACUGCUUUACCACGUUAUAUCCGAAUUCGUGUUAUAUUGGGUCGCAUUAUAUCGCGGUAGAGGUGUACUUUAAAGUCUAAACUCAACAUAUCAUCUGGGUCAUCUCUAGAUGUCAUUGUCAGAAUAAUUCAUAUUAGGAAACAGACUUCAUCUGUUUCCUAUAUACUGCAAAUAGAUUCUGGAGUAAAGCAGUAUGCUUCAACUGAUGCACUAGGCUUCUAGCCCAUUGAUCAAUGGCUGUUUCUUUCCAGGGUUCAGCUUCCCAAGUGGUGGUUAAAACUUGGUAAAUUGAAUGCUGCCAUUUAACUAACCAUAGCAGUAUCUAAUCCUGAGAAAUGUCCCAUGUGGUGAGUGUGACAAUGACUUACACAGCUGCAAUUAAACACUCCUUUACAAAUAUGUUAAGGGCCUUAAAUUAAAACAGAGGAACAAUCUCCAAACAGAAAGUGAUCUGGCUUCUACUUGAAUAUUUUUUAACUAGGCAAAGCACUGAAAUGUAUUUAUGGAAUAAUCCUGUAUUGGCAGGAGAAUGGAGAAGAGGACCUACAUAAACUUUAGUCUGUAAUAUCUAUGGCAAUGAUCCUGCAAUGGGGUCUACUAACAUAGACCUCGGAUGACCAUACACACUUCCAUUUGGUGUCAGUGGGAGUCUGUACAGACAGGUCUCUGCUAGUGGGUCCUGCUACAGGAUCCGAGUUUGUGAUUGUAAAGAGUUAUAUUUGAGGUCACCUCAGCAACUUGGAACGAUAGCAUAAACUAGCUUCCUGCACUACUAUAAAUAUGGAACUUAAUGUCUGUGUAUGAAGAUAACCACUUAUUCAAGCUUUAAGAAACCUUGUUUAUGAAAAGAAUGAUAAACCAAACUGUAUUAUCUAAUGACUAGAUAAAAAUAGACUUAAGACAAUAAGAUUUUUAAAAUGUUAAUGUGAAUGUAAUACUGGUGAGAGGGGCCAGGAUAAGACUGGAAGAAGUGUUGUGAUUGGCGCAAUCUAUAUAAGGGCUUGAAGGAUCGAUUGAUCAAGGUGAGAGGGGCCAGUUUGGCAGCAGUAGUGGGAUUUGGAGGAAGGGUUAAAAAUGUUCAAACUGUAUUCAAACCCUUGUCUCUGAGACUGCCAACAAUGUGCCAGUUACGGUAGUGUUUGUGACAUGCAACUGUCCACUAGGAACUGAAAUGAGACUGCCAAUUCACUUGCCACAAGCCACUCGCCAGCCUGCAGAGAAUGACUUUCAGUUUAUACUGAUUUAGCCAGGUAAAGCAUUGUCAAGACUGUUAUACCUAACAGGUUACUUAUUAAUUGGAGGGUGAAGGGAUUGGAUAAUAGCUACCUGGUGUGACCCUUUCCUUGUACUGCCAGUCUGCUCGAUUCCUUUAUGCAGGCAAUAUUGUGAAUGUUACAAGAAUCCAUAGAGAUUUGUUUUCUUCCUAUGUACAGGAAUGGAGCAUAAGGACACGGCAGAGAAAAUAAUCACCAUGAAUGCAUGUCCGAUGAUAGAAAAUUAUGCACUGUUUUCCUGUUGAAAGGGUGCAAUGAAUAUACAGGGUUUUAUUUAAAAACAAAAAUCAGCUUGGAGUGUUUACAUUUUAACUCUUAAAACUUUAAAAAGAUUUGUUCAAUAUACCUUAAAAGGUAGACCAAUUACAAUGAUAGCACAAACAUAUCUAGCACUACACAAAGCAAAAAAACCUUAGUUAGAAAUCAUUUCGUGACUGUACUGUGCUGUCCCUUUCCACUCGCAAUCUUCUAUCUUGGUAGAUGACAAGCUCUAACGUUUGCCUACACCAUUUUUACAUUGACUGCAGAAGCAGUCUUUUAUUACUGCAAAUUACAUUGAAGUAAAUUGGUGUUCCCUUUUUAAAUUCCAAAGAGUAUAAAUAUUUUGCUUAUGCUAAUAUUGACCAGUUAGCUUGGUAAGUCACACACAUAAUAAAGUUUUGAUGCAUGGGCAAUUGGACUAAAAUGUGUGUUGACAAUAAGGAAAUUGAGCACACGUCUCUAAGGUUAUGUCUAGCUUAGGAAAAUAGGCAGUAUUUUUAAAAUGGCAGAGUAGACAUAAUUCAGCUGGCUAUGGUCAUCCUAGAAAAAGGUGUUAGCUAGCAUUUUUUAAUGCACUAUAUUUUCCUAGACUAGACAAUGACCUAGGGCGUGUCUACAUUUACUGGUCGAUUGGCACUGCUGCAAUCGAUGCAGCGAGUGUCGAUGUAGCGGGUCUGGUGAAGACACACUAAAUCGAUGGGAGAGCACUCGCCGAGAAGUGUAAGGGAAGUCAAUGGGAGACGCUCUCCCAUUGACACAGCACAGUAUAGCCACCUUGGUAAGUGGAUCUAACUACAUCGACUUCAUUUACGUUAUUCACAUAACUGAAGUUGCGUAAGUUAGAUCGAUUUACAGCGGUAGUGUAGACCAGCUCCUAAUGUUAACAUAUGUGGCAAAUUGUCAGACAUCAUGGGGAUAUUGAAGUAGAGAUUGUAA
Molecule: messenger RNA, 9450 nt
Organism: Malaclemys terrapin pileata
Lineage: Eukaryota; Metazoa; Chordata; Testudines; Emydidae
Gene: NIN
Product: ninein
Exons: 29
Coding region: 21-6437 (2138 amino acids)
Biological process (GO): centrosome localization; centrosome-templated microtubule nucleation; microtubule anchoring at centrosome
Cellular component (GO): pericentriolar material; ciliary transition fiber; centrosome
Molecular function (GO): calcium ion binding
Source: RefSeq, a predicted model, not a curated record